UCUCCUCAGGAGCCAUGUCCCGGAACAGCUCGAGCCUCGGACCGCUCCUCGAGGACCCCUCCACGGCCCCACGCGCACACAAUGUCCCAGCGCUCGUGUUCGGCGUGGCGCUCAUCGUGACCAUCACCGGCGGGAACGUGCUGGUGUGCGUGAGCGUGUACCUGGAAAAGGCGCUGAAAACCUCCACCAACUAUUUCAUUGUGAGUUUAGCGGGAGCCGACCUUCUGCUGGCGCUUCUCGUGCUGCCGCUGUUCGUCUACGCAGAGUUCCAGGGCGGGAUCUGGACUCUCAACUUGGUUCUCUGUGACUUCUUGAUGUCAAUGGACGUGAUGCUGUGCACAGCCUCCAUCUUUAACCUCUGUGCCAUCAGUGUGGACAGGUUCAUCGCCGUGUCUGUCCCUCUGAAUUACAGCCGCAGACAGGUGGACCAGAGACAGCUGGUGCUUCUGUGCGCCCCCUGGCUGCUGGCUCUGGCUGUGGCGUCUCCGGUCAUGUUUGGGGUGAAUGAUGUCGUUGAGCGUGAUCCGAGCGAGUGCCGUUUGGAGGAUGAUAACUAUGUGGUGUACUCGUCCGUGUGCUCCUUUUUUGUGCCCUGUCCUCUGAUGCUGCUGCUAUACUGGGGUGUGGUGAGGGGGCUGCGACGCUGGGAGCACGACCGCAAACACCGCCUCAAAGUCAGCAUCCAGGCCUGUCGUGAGCUGCAGCACCACAACCACGAGACCCAAGACACCCCACUCCCUGUUCCCUCCCCUGGCCCAUCUCCUCUGCCUUUGCCCUGGAUUGUGGAGCGGGACUUGGCCCAGUGUCGGAUGGACGUCUCAGGGGACUACACUCAGACAGAGCUGCCGUACCCUCGACGGUAUCGCGAGAAGUCAGUGCCCACGGUGGAGUACAGCCCAAAGAAGAGUGCCAAAAUCAACCACCGCGAACGCAAGGCCAUGAGAGUGCUGCCCGUCGUGGUCGGCUGCUUCCUGUUUUGCUGGACACCCUUCUUUGUGGUCCACACCACCCGAGCGCUGUGUGUGUCCUGUCACGUGCCUGUAGAGCUCAUCAGCACCACCACCUGGCUGGGCUAUGUCAACAGCGCCCUCAACCCCAUCAUCUACACCGUCUUCAACCAAGAGUUUAAAAAGUUCUUCAGCAAGUGCCUGCAGGGGGCACUACAAAGACUCACCAGCCUCUGCCAAAAUAGGACAAGUGGAAACUGA
Messenger RNA from Periophthalmus magnuspinnatus, 1208 nucleotides. Its product is annotated as D(4) dopamine receptor-like. Gene Ontology annotation, molecular function: G protein-coupled receptor activity; dopamine neurotransmitter receptor activity, coupled via Gi/Go. The record is from RefSeq and is a predicted model, not a curated record. The coding region runs from base 15 to 1208 and encodes 397 amino acids. Gene Ontology annotation, cellular component: plasma membrane. The transcript has 5 exons. NCBI's taxonomy places the organism in Eukaryota, Metazoa, Chordata, Actinopteri, Gobiiformes, Gobiidae. Gene Ontology annotation, biological process: adenylate cyclase-inhibiting dopamine receptor signaling pathway; adenylate cyclase-activating adrenergic receptor signaling pathway.